This is a messenger RNA of Lolium perenne, 441 nucleotides long. Lineage: Eukaryota; Viridiplantae; Streptophyta; Magnoliopsida; Poales; Poaceae. The record is from RefSeq and is a predicted model, not a curated record.
AUGCCGCCCCCCGCCGCCGCCCUGCCGGCGCGCACGCCCGCCACGGCCCCCGUCGCCCCGCCCACCACAGCCUCCGCCAGCCACCGGCCGUGGGCCGGCCGCCCCGCCCACCACGGCCCCGUCUCCACCGCCCACCACGGCACCCGCCCGCCACCAUCCGUGGGCCGGCCGCCCCCACCCGCCACAGCCUUGGCCACGGCGGCCUCCCGCCCGCUACUGCCUUGGCCACGGCGGCAUCCGCCCGCCAUCGCCUUGGCCACGACCGCCCUCGCCCGCCACGGCCGCCCCCGCCCGCCCCCACCCGCGAGAAGACCUGCAGGCACUGCAGCGCGGCAGCCACGGACGCUCGGCGGCGCGGCGGAGGUGGUCGCACGUUUCUCCAGCGGGGCUCCAUGGCGGAAGCAGUUACAAUUUGGUGAAAAUUCAGCGCGCCACAUGUGA